GGCCUUCGUUCUACAACCCAACUCCAAAACUCCCCCUUUACCUUCCCAUCCUUCUCCCCAAACCCUAACCCUAAGCCUAACCCUAACCCAUCAAAUGGGUGGUUCAAAUCUUGCUAUUCCAAUCACAAUCAUUGCCUUUAUCACCUUCUCAUAUUACCCAAUCCCUUGUUCAUCAUCACCAUCAUCAUCAAUCUAUGAAGUUCUUGGGUCACAUGGCCUCCCUACGGGUCUCCUCCCAAAGGGCAUAACCAAUUUCACCAUCGACCCCUCCACAGGCCACUUCGAGGUCCGAUUACCCGAGGCCUGCAAUGCUAAAUACGAAACUGACUUUCACUACGACUUCAAUGUCUCUGGAACUCUUUGCUAUGGCGAGAUCGGCCAACUCUCCGGUGUCUCUGCCCAGGACCUCUUCCUUUGGUUCCCCGUCAAGGGCGUUCGAGUCGAUGUCCCCAGCUCCGGACUCAUUUACUUCGACGUUGGUGUUCUACGCAAGCAAUUCUCUCUCUCCUUCUUUGAAACCCCCAGGGAUUGUACUCCCGGUCAUCCUGUUUCCUUGGUUGAUCUCGAUUUUGUCUUUUUCGCUGAUGAUGCUCGAAAUCGAAUUGUUCAGAAUCAACCUGAUAAUGAACUUGGACAGGAAAGUGUAUCCGGGGCUGUUUCUGAAAGCGGGACUGUGAAGACAGAGAGGUAGUUUACAAAGUUCAAGAGCUGACUUGGUGGUUUUUCCUGUUUGCCUUAAAGAGUUCUUAAGCGUGGACUAUGCUUCCGUUAUGCAUGCUUGGUUGCCAAAAAUGUAAGACUUUUUUGCAUGAUUGUGUCUAUGCAAGGCAGGUUAUGCAAAUUUAUACUAAUAUAGUCUACAGCUAAGUUGCUGAAACUUCGUUAGGCUCUUUUUGAUUUCUGAAAAUGCCUUCCACACAGGAGCAGUUAUGCCAUAAAAAUUGCUUCAGUUUUUGCCCCCCAUAAAAAUCUCUCAACUGCUGCGGGUUGUAGAUUUGAUAUCACACAUCGUGUAUGCACAACCAGUAGUUUUGAUACAGAGGAUAGGAAGAUCUAGGUAAUGAGAACUAGGUGGUACCUAUGUAGGGUGUUUGUUUGGUUAUGGUGGUUUUGGAUUGUAUAUGUGUUAUUUGUUUAUGUUCUCUUCUGAUCAUAUUACUAUACACCACCAAGCUGCAUUGAGCUAUUGUAAAUGGACAAAGUUGUAUGUAUUUGCAUAUUUUAUUUUAUUUGAGCUUUGUGUUUUUCUUGACAAAGAA
Messenger RNA from Camellia sinensis, 1259 nucleotides. RefSeq lists its product as uncharacterized. The record is from RefSeq and is a predicted model, not a curated record. Lineage: Eukaryota; Viridiplantae; Streptophyta; Magnoliopsida; Ericales; Theaceae.